Messenger RNA from Clunio marinus, 1218 nucleotides. The record is from the annotation of a GenBank genome assembly. NCBI's taxonomy places the organism in Eukaryota, Metazoa, Arthropoda, Insecta, Diptera, Chironomidae.
AUUGAUCCGAAUGAUAUAAAUCUACCACAAAAGUUAUGUUGUGAUUGUAUCAGAAGUAUUCAAACAACAUGCAAUCUUAUUCAAUUAUGUAGAGAGACUGAUAAUCUCAUGAAGCAAAGAUAUCAGCUUGAGAUUGAAAAAGUUGUUAUUAAAGACGAAUAUUUCAAUGGAAACUCAAGUUUUUCUCAAGAUGAAAACGAUCAAGAAUAUUCUAAUGAAGAAUUGUUACAAGAUAAGGAAAAUUCAUCACAUCUACAACAUUCAAGGAAAUUAAUUGAAAAGCCUCAUGGAACAUCACCAAAAAACCAAAAAUUUAUAAAGAAAGUUAAUGAUUUAAGACCUAAAAAUAAGAAACCAGAAGAGUGUGACUAUCGAUGUUUCAUUUGUGAUAAAAUAUUCGAUCUUAUUUCUACUAAAGAUUUGCAUGUCAAACAAGAUCACGUGGGGAUGAAGAUCUGUAAAAUUUGUAAUAUUAGGAAACAAACGCCUAUUGCUCUAGAAAGUCAUCUCCGAUUUCACAAUUUUGGCUAUCGAUUCCUUUGCAGUAUUUGUGGAAAAAGUUUUCGAUACAGAAAUUUACUAGAAAGUCAUCUAAAAAUUGAACAUUAUAAUUCCAUAAAAUUCUAUUGUGAUGUAUGUCCAUACACUACAAAGUUCAAAAUAAAUCUUGAGAGGCAUGUUAAGUCAGUUCAUAUGAAACUCAAGAACUUCAGAUGUGACAAAUGCAAUGAUCACGAAUACUCAACACAAGUAGGACUAAAUCUUCAUCUUUAUAGAGUUCAUGGAGUUGAAGCUCCUGUUACUUGCGCUAACUGUUUACAAGGUUUCACUUUCGAGUCAGAACUUCGAGUUCAUAAAAAACAUUGUACUGGAUCAAAGCAUCGAACGAAAAAGGCAAGACCUCAAGACGCUCCAGUCGAUAUUCUUGAAAACGGCUUUCGUUGUCGAAUUUGUUUUCAAAUGUAUAACACAAGAAGUAAAUGGAGUGUUCAUUUUCAUCACAAACACAAAAACUCAAACAUUUGUUCAAUAUGCGACAAACAAAUGGCAAGUUCAACAAGUUUAUUUAAGCAUAUUCAAGUACAACAUAAUAAUAUAAAAAAGUUUCAAUGCAAUAUUUGUAUGAAGGCAUUUGGUUUUAAGCAUAGCCUCGAAUCACAUAAAAACACCCAUACAGGUGAAAAACCAUUUUCUUGCAAUUUAUAUUCUCAUGACUAA